Messenger RNA from Rubroshorea leprosula, 5226 nucleotides. NCBI's taxonomy places the organism in Eukaryota, Viridiplantae, Streptophyta, Magnoliopsida, Malvales, Dipterocarpaceae. The record is from the annotation of a GenBank genome assembly.
AGAUUUUUCUACCAAAUAGUUUAAUUAAGAAAAUAAUCAAAGCAAAUUAAGGUAAGAUAGUUAUAAUUUUGUUUCAGUGGUAAAAAAAAAAAAAAAUGAGAGAGAGAGGUAGAGAGAGAGAGAGAGGAGCAGGAGGAGGACAGAGAACACGGGCAACAUGGACAACAUGGAAUCGGAAGGAUGCAUCAUCCAGAGGAGGAAGCCAACGGAGAGGCCAGGAAGAAAUCAAUCAGUAUCAGGGGGAACAAGGGCAUCAAAAGAACAGCAGGACACAAAAGUGGGGAUUCUAUGAUAAGGGGCUGUAUAAACAAGCCAUCCCUUAUUUCUUCACAAAUUUUCCUGAAGAGUGGAGCUAUGCAGAUAUGUGGAGAACAUUCCUAAAAUUUGGACGGGUAUAUGAUAUAUACAGUCCAAACAGGAAAAGCAGGAGCGGGGCAAGAUUUGGGUUUGUCAGGUUUCUCAAUGUGCAUGACAAAAGAGAACUAGAGAGACAGCUUGACCAGAUAUGGAUUGGAGACUGGAAACUUUGGGUCAACUUUCCAAGGUACGAUGAUGUGAAGAAGGAAGAAAAGAAGGAAGGAAAAGGGCAAGGAUCAAUUCCGAAGUAUCAGAGCAGGAGCUAUGCAGAAGUAUUAAGAGGAAAUGGAGUUGGAAAUGCGGAAGGAGUGAGCAAGGGGCAGUACAGAACAGAGCUGUUGGAAAGAGGUGAGAACAGGAAAAUAGAAGGUGUUGGAACAGCAGAAAACAGAAAAGUAUGGAAAGAGAAAGGAAAAGGAGCAAACUGGACUGGAAUGGAAUACAAUAUUAAAGAAGAAGAAUUUGCAUGGCUUGAGGGUUGCUAUGUGGGGACAGUUCACUCAGUAGAAAUGGUCAGAAAUUUGCAAGAGAAAUUCUACAUGGAGGGGUAUUUCUAUUGUAGAGUUCGUGCAAUGGGGGGCAAGAUGGUUUUGCUGGAUUGUGAAGAAAAAGAAGAGUUAAGGGAUCUAGUAGAAAUGGCUGCUGAAUGGCUUGCACAAUGGUUUAGUGAAAUCAAACCGUGGACACCAGAAUUGGUUGCUAAGGAAAGGUUUGUGUGGAUCAAGUGUCAUGGGGCACCCCUAAAUGCUUGGAGGAGUGAUUUCUUUGAAAAAAUGGGAAGCACUUGGGGGAAAUUCAUCUGCUUAGAUGACAGCACAAGCAACAAAAGAAGAUUUGACGUAGCCAGAUUCUUGAUCUCAACCCAUAUUAUGGACUCAAUCUCAGUCACACGCCAAAUUAAAAUUAAUGGCGUCCUUUACAAUGUUAAAUUUAAAGAGGAAGAAUUUACCAACAAUUUCUUCUCUUUAAAACAAGAUUUCUUGCCAUCAUUCCACAGUGGGUCGGAGGAAAAUGAAUCCUGGUCAUGGGAUACAGACAUGGACAGCAUGGAAAACGGAUGCAGAAAAACCAAAGAGCCGGCUGUAGAACUCAACUCAGAUGCAGAGGAGGAAGAUGAUGAGGUGGCGGGUCAUAGGGGUAUUAACGGAAAUAAGCAUCAGGCACAAGAAGAGGAGGCUGCAGACAGCAUGGAGAAAUUUCAAAAUUCAAACAAAGGAGCAGGUAGUGUAGACCGGCUGGAAGAGACGCAGGGACAUGGGGAACGAACAGCAUCGUCAGUGCAUAGGGAACGGGCAAUUUCAGCAGAAAAAUGGGAAAAAGAAGGGGUAGAAAUGGGUCUGGAAAAGCAGGACAUAAAGAGGACAAAAAAAGGGCCCAAACCGUCAAAAACAAGGAGUGUGGAUGAGGAAUCAACUGCCUUGAGCUCGGCCCAGUCGGUAUCAAGCCCAAUAGGACCCAACAGAAAUGAAUGUUCUAGAAUUGAAGAAACAGAGCAUGAAAUUACAGAGGAGGAAGAUAUUGACCUGUUCUGGAAAGGAUUUGAAAGUGAGGAGGGCCGACUGAAGCAGUGGAUGGGUCGAAGGGCAGAUCUGAACCGGACGGGGAAGAAGAAAAAGAAGAAGACUCGUUCUUGUAGAUCAAUUUACUCCAUAGACCAGGUAGAAUCUCUUGCUGGUGCGGAGGAUCAAAGUGUGAAGAAUCAAGGAAAGAAGCGGACAACUGAGUUGGGGAAGAAGACGAUGCCGGCGUUAAGUACAUCUUCCGGCAGUAGAGCGGCUGGGAUUUCAAUAGGUGACACAGAGAUCAGGAAUUGCAACAAAUUAGCCGAGAGAAAGAGACAAGACCAGCAACCGGCAGAUUUAUGGGAUUUUGCAAAGAAGCUUGGGGUAGUGGCUAUGGACGAACAACAAAUUAAGAAAAGAAUUGAAGAAAUGGAGAAAAGAGAUAAAGAGGAGAAAGCAAGCAUGUUGCAGCCGGAGGAAGCUAGCACGAAGAAGGCAGCUAAUGGAUUGGCAGGAGGAUUGCUCUGUAUAUGGAACUCAAAAGUGUUUAGAAAAAUUGAAGUGAUAGAAGGGGACAAUUACUUGGGGGUAUGCGGGUUAUGGGGUGAGGAUGACACUGAGGUGUACAUAAUAAAUAUAUAUUCUCCAUGUCAGUUGGCAGGCAAAAGGGCAUUAUGGGAGGAUUUACAGAAACUAAUCAUCAACAAGGGGGGUAAGUGGUGCUUGGCAGGAGAUUUUAAUGCAGUGAGAAAAAUAGAAGAAAGAGCAGGAAGCAGGGAAGUUACCAGAGAAAUGAAAGAAUUUGAUGAAUUUAUUCAGAAUACAGGGCUUAUUGAUUUACCUCUGGUGGGGAGGAGGUAUACAUGGUAUAAUUCUAAUGGGAAAUACAUGAGCAGAAUUGAUAGAUUUUUGUUGACAGAGGAGUGGAUUCUGAAGUGGUGUGAUAUGAAACAAUGGGGUCUUAAUAGAUUCGUAUCGGAUCAUUGUCCCAUUUUACUAAAAAAUGAGAAGAUGGAUUGGGGACCAAAACCAUUCAAAUUUUUUGAUGCUUGGCUUGACCAACCGGGGUGCAAGGAGAUUAUCAGGGAAGUGUGGAAGUCUACCAUAGUUAGGGGAUGGAAAGGGUACAUACUAAAGGAGAAGCUGAAGAGAACAAAGAAAGAGCUGAAGGAGUGGAGUAGAAACUCUGUGCUAGAAGUGGAUAAGAAGUUAAUGGAAGCUGAAAAGGGGAUUGCCAUAAUAGAUGAAAGAGGAGAGAAUUGUCAACUAUCAACACAAGAAAUUGAUCAAAGGAGAAAUUGCUUCAUAGAGUUGUGGAAGAACUUAAAAAUCAAAGAAAGCAUGUGGCAACAAAAAUCCAGAAGAAUGUGGUUAAAAGAAGGGGACGCGAACACAAAGUAUUUCCAUAGAUGUGCGAAAGGAAGAUGGAGAAGGAAUGAAAUACUUUGUAUUCGCAUCAAAGGCGUCCAGCAUACAGGGGUGGCAGAAAUAAAGAAUGAGGUGGCAAAAUACUUUGAGGAGUUAUUCACAGAAGAGAAAUGGGAGAGACCAAAGCUAGAUGGCGUUGGUUUCAAGAGGAUAUCUGAAGCAGAUAAUGACAUCCUCAUUGCAGCUUUUUCUGAAAAGGAAAUUAAGGAAGCAGUGUGGGAAUGUGAAUCUUCAAAGUCUCCAGGCCCAGAUGGUUUUAACUUCAAAUUCGUAAAAGUCAUGUGGGAAGACAUUAAAUCAGAUGUUGUGGAGUUUGUGCAGGAGUUUCAUGAGCAUGGCAAGAUAGCUAAAGGUUCAAACGCUUCUUUCAUAGUCUUGAUCCCCAAAGUGGAAAACCCCCAAAAAAUUGAAGAGUACAGACCCAUAUCACUCAUUGGUGUCAUGUACAAGAUCUUAGCUAAGCUUCUUGCAAACCGUCUGCGGAGGGUGAUUGAUAAGGUGAUCGGGGAGCAACAAAUGGCUUUCCUCAGGGGCAGACAACUAGCAGAAGGGGCUGUGAUAGCAAAUGAGGUGAUUGAUGAGGCAAAGAGAAAGAAGAAGAAAUCCUUCAUUUUUAAAGUUGAUUUUGAAAAGGCGUACGAUAAGGGGAGGGGAAUAGGAUCACUAUGGUGGAGGGAUGUGGGCUGUCUCAACAAUGUAGAUGAAGAGAAAGAAGGAUGGCUAACAGAGGGUUUUAAGUUAAUACUAGGAGAAGGGAAAGGAGUGAGCUUCUGGAGAGAUAAUUGGGGUGGGGAGGGAGAUCUUGCUAAUCUUUUUCCAAGAUUGUAUAAUUUGUCAACAGGAAAGGAGAAAAAAUGUUGUCAAAUGGGCAAUGAGGAAGAUGGAACAUGGAGGUGGAAUCUAGAGUGGAGGAGAGCCUUAUUUGACUGGGAAAGAGAAGAAGCAACAGAACUACAACGAAAGAUUGAUAGCAUGCGGAUAUACAAGGACAUCCCCGACACAUGGAAGUGGGAGCAUAGCAAGGAAGGCAUCUACUCAACUCAAACAGCUUACAAAUUGUUGACAAACGAACUUAGUGGACUGGAUGCAGCUCCAAUACACAAGAGAGUGUGGAACCCAAUCAUCCCAAGCAAAAUUUCUGCUUUUAAUUGGCAGCUACUGCAGGAUAGAAUACCAACAAAGAGCAACCUGCAAAGAAGAGGAAUAACCACUGAAUUGGAAGAUGGAAUCUGCGCUUUAUGCGAGGAGGAGGCCGAGGACUCGAAUCAUCUUUUCUUGAGGUGCAAGGUGGCAAAGUGGCUAUGGAAGGCUUGUGGAAAAUGGUGGGGAAUCUCAGUUAAUUUGGAAAAUGACUGCUGGAAAUCUUUUGAGCUGUUUGGGGUAUGGGCCAAAGAAACACGAGUAAAGGAAGGUUGGGAUUGUAUAUGGAACGUUGUGGUGUGGACCAUUUGGCUCGCAAGAAAUCAAAAGAUAUUCCGAGACUCCGACAUCAACAAAAGCGUCCUGGGUUCGACGCCUGGGUUCCGAACCCAGCGCCUGGGUUUGAGUCGAAUCCGCCUGGGUAUUUUUUGUUGUGUUUCUUUGUUGGCUUGCAUGCUUGAAUGGGAUUUAGAGUUUUGUAUUGCUUCUGAUUACUUGAAUUUUCAGAUCUAGUUGCUGUCAGUGUUGAUUGAAGGAAUGUUGUGUUUUCUUUACAGAUCUGGUAUACAUUUGUAGAGAAAUUGAUUUUUUGAAUCAGAUUUAUUGGGUAUUAUUAUUGUGCGAGGAACCAGAUUUGUGAUCGGAGCAAUGAAGGAUGACCGGAGUAAUGAGGGAUGACCGGAGUAACGAGGGGUUGCACGAUGGGGUAUUUAAGGAAUUUUAAAUUUUUUAAUAUAUAAAUUAAUUAAAAUGACGUGAACUAAAUUAUUUUCCACGUAAUUAAAGAUUUCAAACAAAA